CCUCGCUUCCUCCUCCCAGCCGAUCCGAGCAGAGAGCUCCAACCAAAAUCAACCAUGCAUAUAUCCGUCCAUCCAUGAUCUCCAUGUGUCCAUCCACGAUCCAUCCGUAGCUAGCUGACACGGUGAUAUUUCCUUGCCAUCAAUCAAUCAAUCGGCCUCGAUCGAGCUCGAUCACGACCGCCGCCGCGUCUUCCAGCCGUCCAGGUCAGAGCUGUUAUUUAUAGGAGCUGGGAUUUGCCAUGGCUUCCUCCAAUAGCAAGAACGACUCUGGCAACAACAACAAGAACCCGCUGGACGCCAUGGGCGCCUUCUUCUCGGCCCAGGUGAACCGCCGCAAGCUGGUCACCACCGAGAAGCAGGCGCUGGCCACCCGGGCCACGUCCUCGGGCGACGAGUUCCCUGGCUCCGGCCACCGCCCCGCCGACCGCAAGACGUGGAUGUCCGAGCUCGGCCCGGACCGCGUCCGCGUGCACCAGGUGGUGUGGCCUGGCUCCCACGACUCGGCCACCAACAAGAUCGGGAUCCCCUUCAUCACCCGCCCCUUCGCGCAGUGCCAGUCGCUCUCCGUCUACGAGCAGCUCGCCACGGGCUGCCGCCUCAUCGACGUCCGCGUCCAGGAGGAGCGCCGCGUCUGCCACGGCGUCCUCGCCACCUACUCCGUGGACGUCGUGCUCGCCGACGUGAAGCGGUUCCUGGCCGAGACGGAGUCCGAGGUCCUGGUCCUCGAGAUACGCACCGAGUUCGGCCACGAGGACCCCCCCGACUUCGCCAAGUACCUCGUGGAGCAGCUCGGGGAGCACCUGAUCCCGCAGGACGAAGCCGUGUUCCACAGGACGCUUGCCGAGCUGCUCCCGCGGCGGGUCAUCUGCGUGUGGAAGCCCCGCAAAUCGCCGGCGCCAAAGCCCGGGGAGCCGCUGUGGAGCGCGGGCUACCUGCGGGACAAUUGGAUCGACACCGACUUGCCGGAGACCAAGUUCGAGAGCAACAUCAAGUUCUUGGGGCAGCAGCCGCGCGUGCAGGACCGGAGAUAUUUCUACCGGGUGGAGAACACGGUGACGCCGCAGGCCGACAACCCGGUGCUCUGCGUGAAGCCCGUCACGCGGCGCAUCCACGGGUACGCGCGCCUCUUCAUCGCCGAGGUGUUCGCCAAGGGGCUCGGCGACAAGCUGCAGGUGUUCUCCACGGAUUUCAUCGACGGAGACUUCGUCGACGCCUGCGCCGGCGUCACCAAGGCCCGCGUCGACGGCACCGCGUGAUCAGGGCAGGCAGGGCGUGUUAAAUUAGAGGUGUGGCCGCGCGCGAUUCGAGGAUUAUACUUUCGUCUUGGAUUUUCGUCGGCGUACGUCCGGGGUGCGCAGUACAGGUCAACAGGAGCAGUUGUGUGUGUUCAUGUGGGGCAUUCUUUACGGGUAAAUUAGGGCACGUACGUGUGGUUUAAUUUGCCUUGUAUUCACCGUGUUGAUGUUGUGUAAUUGCGUCUUUUGUGUAUAGUGGCGAGUUACAUGUACAAAUCAAGGAAUAAGCAGAAGUGUAUUGUUCGUUACUCACUCAAAAGUCGAAAGGCAAAGAAGUGUUUCGUUAA
This is a messenger RNA of Brachypodium distachyon (stiff brome), 1582 nucleotides long. RefSeq lists its product as uncharacterized. Gene Ontology annotation, biological process: lipid metabolic process. The transcript has a single exon. NCBI's taxonomy places the organism in Eukaryota, Viridiplantae, Streptophyta, Magnoliopsida, Poales, Poaceae. The coding region runs from base 240 to 1256 and encodes 338 amino acids. The record is from RefSeq and is a predicted model, not a curated record. Gene Ontology annotation, molecular function: phosphoric diester hydrolase activity.